Trypanosoma cruzi is the source of this 459-nucleotide messenger RNA. RefSeq lists its product as uncharacterized. Bases 1 to 459 code for a protein of 152 amino acids. The record is from RefSeq and is a predicted model, not a curated record. Lineage: Eukaryota; Euglenozoa; Kinetoplastea; Trypanosomatida; Trypanosomatidae. The transcript has a single exon.
AUGUGUUCCCAAUACGGACCCUUGAGGAACUCAUCGCAGCGUGGAAGACCGAUCGCUGUGUCUGUUGCCAACUCGUGUCUUCGCGUAGCGGCCACGCAGAAAGUUUCUAAGCCACCUUCUACAGUUCACCCCCGGAAUAUUGGCCGGCAAGCGACUGAGGACUCGAUGACCAAUGAACUCAAAGGCCUUGCUGGAGUCUACCAGCACCAACGGAGCCCGAUGGGGUCUGCAGUGGAGCUGGCUUCCAACACCGCUCUUCCUGGGAAGGUUCACUUGGAAUUAAUCGUUUCUGUUAUGCUCAAAUUCGUUUAUCAGGUGUGCCAGCUGCAUCGUCGUGGUACGCAUACUACGGCACGCAUACUGGUGCGGACGAGGCGUCCACAGCCAAAGCAGUCUCCUCAAUGCCAUUUUCUCAGCAACCUUACCCACGAUGGAAGGACAGCUGAUUGGUCGAUAUGA